UCUCCCACAACAAUAGUAAGGACAACAAUAGUAAGCGACCUUAUUGACGUGUUUUACCCCACAACAACAACCUUCUUCUUCAACCUUCUUCUUCAACCUUCUUCGUCAACCCCCAACACCCCCAACACCACCGACACUUCUAAGAUCAAGGAGUAAGACAGCCACGAUGGUUGGAAAAUGAAAGAACGACGACGAGAAGUCGAAGAACAAGAAUACCCAGCAGGUCACAAAACGCCGCAACAACAUGAGUGAAGUUGAACGCACAAUCGACAACGCCAAGAGGGCAGAUACAGCUGCUGUUUCAUAUGCCUUGCGAAAUCUCUGGGCAACUUCUGAGUUCAAGAACCUCGACAGCCAAGCUCAAGAACGUCGAGUAGAAGCCAAAAAGACCAAGGUAGCUCUCAAGCGUGUACGUGAUGGAAAGCAUGCAACUGUUGUUCAGCAACGUCUUGGGAUUGGUGAGGGAGGGGGGGCAUAUUCUCUUUGGGACGACGGAAACAUUGCUUGGGAAACCGAGGAUGAGGAUGAUGAGGUAGUGCAAGAGGCUAUGUGGAGGGAAGAUGAGAAGGCCAAUGGCGUUGAUGAUGUUGGAAUUCAGAAGAUCCAGAGAGAGAUGGUGGCACAAUCUGUCGCUACAACCAAGAAGGUGGAUCAGUUGGGAUUCUCCCUCUGGCGCCGAAAGUGGAGGGUUGCAUACCAAUCAACGUUACGACACAGACCCAGACUUCCUUGAGAAAUUGCCCCCUGCAAUUGAUCCAACUACAGGGAUCUACUACAACAAGGUUCCGCCACAUCUAUACUUCUCAAAGACGGAAAUGGCUGUUUGGAGAAACUUCACCUCAUGGAAUCUUGAUGGUGACAAUGCAUAUCUUCCUGGGCCAGCUGAGUGGUACCCUGAUGAUUACGAUACUACUCAGCAUGGUUUCCAUGUUGAUCUUGAUGCUGGCAGAGCAUAUGAAGCUUGGGAGAUGUUGGCUGAAGAAACCGAGCCUACCAAUUUCAGGUGGGUCUUGCCAUCCGAUGAUACAUUGGUACUGUUGCCUCCAACAAAAGAAUCAGAGGAGUUUCUCAGCCAGUUCUACGAAAUGUAGAUUAGUUUCUUCUUCUACAAUAGCUAGGUAGAUCAAUA
This is a messenger RNA of Pseudogymnoascus destructans, 1129 nucleotides long. RefSeq lists its product as uncharacterized. Bases 561 to 1091 code for a protein of 176 amino acids. The transcript has 5 exons. Lineage: Eukaryota; Fungi; Ascomycota; Leotiomycetes; Thelebolales; Thelebolaceae. The record is from RefSeq and is a predicted model, not a curated record.